AUGAAAGCAAAUGGUGGUUUUAACGCUUCUGGCAAAGACAGAAAGCGGAAGCUUUUAAAUGAACAUAGCGACGAGCAAGAUAGGUAAGUUUAAGCGCUAAUUCCGUUUUCCUCAAACUAUAAAUAACGUUAAGGUGUCACUUCAGUAAUUUAAGUUCACACUGCUUUCUCAAGCACGCAAUUAUAGUAUUCAUUAUUCAAGAAGCGUUUAAGGUCGUGCUAGACCAGUUUAAAUCCAGCAAGCACUUCCUAAAGUCCUUGGAACUUUUCAAUGGAACGGCUGCGCGCUACCGAACUCCUGCUAUAUUUCCUGCGUACGUGUAUUUAUAGAUGUCCGCCCGAGAAUAUGAACUUUCCUGAAUAUGAGAACUUGCUGCUGGGGCUUGCCGUCAUUUGUGGCAGCUGACAAAGUUGUUAGUAUUUUAGUCGGGCAAACGUUGAAUGGUGGAAGUUCUUUUAGCUGUGAAAUAUUUAAUACGCUCUGGUGAUUUGUUUUGUGUGAUUGAGUAGAAAUGCGCGAUCUCCUCACUUUUUUAGCUGUAGCGUGCAUUGUGAAGACGAAUUUCACUAUGUAUAAUUUAUAGACAAGGUAUAACUAUUAUGCCCUUUGUUAAAAGGUGACUAACUUGUAUAUUGUAAUCUUUCGGUGAAAAGUAUUAGCGAAAAAGGUAAAGAAUUAGGUGUAAAAAAGCCAAUUUACUUGUGUCUGACUGUGGGUUUGUUUUACGACUGUUAUCUGUUGCACGCACGAUUUGUGUCUUGCUUUCGCGGAAAUGGGCAUAGAAAAUUAAUGAUAACACUAACUUUAUCAUUUCUGAAUUUUCAUUGAUCUUUCCUAGCAUUUUUGAAAGGUUCCAUAGGUAGUACGUGUGACCGCAUUUACACUAACGUUUCCUCUAAGAAUUAACACCUCCAUGGCGGCAAAAGUUUGAUCAAUAUAGAUGUCAGCUGAAAUGUUUUUGUUCCUUUUUUCCGUCUAGUUUUCGUGAUGUGCUUUUUAGGAUGUUCGGGUGUAAACUGGACUCUUUUCUGUCUUCUUUGUAAAAUUAUUUUUCUUUUGAGCAUUUUAAUCGUUAUUCACUGCUACAAUGAAUAGGAUUAAUUUGGGGUUUGGGCGUUCGGUCAUCCCCUGUCCUGUCGUUUAUUUCAAGUAAUUUGGUUCAAUAGAGUACAUUUAGGUGAUUCUGUUAGGUUUCAGUUAAGUAGAAUAAUAUUAUUUUUUGGUCUUAAAACUUAUUUGGAUUGUGAGAUUCAUAGCAUGUACAAAUAGUCCUCAACAAAGUAGGUGUCAGAUUUAAAUUUUUCCAUUUAAACUGGGGAGGUGCAAAGCGUCUUAGUUUGAAAGAAUAACAAUGCACAUUUAGCCCUUCUAAUGUCUCAAAGUUUGUAGUGCCUUGAAAGCCUUUGGGUGCAUUCAACCAGAUGAAUAGAAAAGGUUGUUGACACAUAAAUAACUGAUGAGUGAUCAUUGCACUGUACAUUUAAGUAACCGAAUAAGAUGCUUGAUUCUGAAACAUGUAUGAUCAGUGUAGUGGAAAGCUUGUGUGUUUGAAAUUUGAGCUGUUCCUUGGUCAUGAUGUGUUCAAAUCUGGGAACAAUUCCCUGAUAAUCUUUCUAACUAUGUGGAUGUAUUAAGUUUCUAAUUAGAUUUAUGCAAAGCAAGAAUUCUUCUGACCAAAAAUACAGCUGUGCCAUGAAAAGAUCCUGGAGAAAAGUGUCAGGUCUUUAAAUGAUUCUCUCAGUUUUUUGCAUUUACUGCUUCCAUUAGUGACAUUCCUAUUAUCAUAUACAGGAUAAAAUAAUCAACUUUAUCAGUAUUCCAUGUCUCCUCCCAUUUAGUGUUUAGACUAUUAAUGGAAUAAAAUCAUUAGACAGAGAACCAAACAAAUGGUCAGUAAGAAGAUACAAAAGAGAUUUAAAUUUGUAUAAAAGGGUGAGGGAUUAGUUUUUAGGAAAAAGAGGUAUUGGUGAGGCAGAAAAGUGGAACAUGUGACUGAACCACAUGUCCUAUAGAAAUUAUGGAUUUUACAUUUGGGUCAGUAACCACAAUAGUUAUGUCACCAUUCUAAUGAAAGCUGUUCAUAUCUGUGGGAAUUAAUGCUCCUGUUAUUGAAAGUUGCCGGAAAUGAUUUGACUCAGUUUAGACUAACUUGAGGGAUAAGUUCACGUGUGUAACCAAGAGUAAGUUUGACAGUGAUCCAAUUGUGGGAAAUUAAUGCAGCAAGCAGCGCUAGUACAACAUGAUUUGUGUUACCAACAGAAAACAACACUUAAAAGGCAAAGGUCUGGUUGAAGAGAAAGAGAUGUUGGACAGACCUAGAUCAGAAACGACCAGGGCUGUCUUUCCAAAAUGUGCAUAAUACCACGCCCUUGAUGAAACUGUCGGCUUUAUUGAAGUUGCACAUAGAUUUCAGCUACCAUCCUUCUGACCAUUGGACUGCCAGCCCUCCGAAUUUCAUUUUAAUAAUUUGCAUGAAACCUGUUAUCUUGAUUAUGUCAUGAUAUUAUCAGGAGAAAUUUGCCCUUGGUCACUCUUGUGACUUAGGGGUUAAAUCUUCACAGUGAUCUGAUUUCUGCCUUCAAGCUGGUAUUACCCGAAAUACCUGUUUUUAUACAUGGCUAAAUAAAGUGAUCACUCCUAAUGUGCCUGGAAAGUUCCUAUUAUUUAUGUUGUUUUGAUAAUUUCUAUUCUUUGCCCUGUUAAUCUGUGUGGUUUAUAUUUUGAUAACUUUAUGAACUUGUUGAUCUUGAUAUCUAUUGGCUGGCCUCCCAAUGGACAGGAGAAACUUGCAACACAGACUUGGCUUAUGGAUCAUUCAAUUACCUCUGUGGCCUUAUUUGCUUUGUCUAUAUUUUGACAAGGAACAAUCUUGAUGGAUGUGCAUGUAACCCUUGCUUCAAAGGACUGUAUCUGUUAUCUGAUAUUGAUGUUUUACUCUCUUUUCUAGAAUAUUUUUAGUUUGACUGGUCUGUUUUUUGACAAUUUUGUAUGUGACCAUCUUAAUUAUUGUUUGCUUGGGUCAGGAAGCAAGUGCCCGUAUUUCUGUAACUUACAAGUUACAUUUAAGGGAAUAUUAAUUACCGGCUCCCAAACCGUACGUUUAGUUCAAUUCUUCUGCACUGUUAUUUUUGGAUUAGACAAGAGAGGUAAUUCAGAGCAUAUGACCAUAACAGAGUUUGAAAGGUGAUAGAUACUAAUCUUAGAUACUGCGUGUAAUAUAUCAAACAUGAGAGCAGUACAGGGGAUUGUUUUUGACAAACUUCAAGGUGAUUGAUAUUUUGAUGAAAAAGUGUGUAAAAAGGUUUGAUAUUACUUUACUCAAACAAAGUGAUUUUAAAAGGAGAAAUUAAGGAUGCAAAUAAGGGUUUUUUUUUCACAAAACAUUAAUUUCCUCUGUAUUUUAUUAUUAAAAAUGAGUUUCAGAAAAAAUAUCAAAUAGAUUAUUAUAUUUACUCUACUAUGAUUAAUUUUUAUUGAGGGUGGAAAGAAGUUUGUUUAUUGAAGCUGUGUAUUAAGCUAUUAUAUCAGACUGUGAUUUUGGUACAAACUGUCAUAGGGUGAGUCAAAUUCCCUGUUUGAUCUUAGCACAUUUCCUUUACAAAUUAGUUGAGGGAAUAUUUGAUAAAAGAUUAAAGUACUGUCUCUUUGGUGACCAUUUGAUUAGUAUUUUUGAUUGUCAUAACUAUUACCAUUUGAUGGUGAAUUGAUAUUAUUCGGAGAAAUUGUUGUUGGUUACUCUUGGAAAUGAUAGAAAUAACACUUGGAAAUUUUGGGCUGACAUUUUCGAGUCUGACAGUGUUAUUUGGUACAAAUUUCCAAAAAGCAGUUACAUAUGGUUCUCUUACACAAAGAAAAAUAGAAUUGUGCCUUUCUUGUGUUGUUCAAAUGCUAUGUAAACUUGUAGAUCAGCAAGGUAUUUUCAUAAUGUUCUAGUGUAGUGUACAGCCUUGGUUUUAUUUUUUUGUAUUUUCCCAAAAAAGAAGCAGGAGUCAACUUCCUCAUAGCCAGAGGAAAUCCCCAAUCCCUGGCUCUUAAUGACAACCCUAAUUAUAAUUAUAUAAACACUUGGAAAAUUACAUGAUACUAGACCUUUUUAAAAUUUCUUUGAUUAACUUUUUACAGGACGAAACCGCCUCAGAGCGCAUCUCGCCGCCACAGAGAAAAGAUAAAUGCUACGUUGGAAGAACUUGGAGAUCUUCUCCCUCUUCCAGAGGAAGCUAGAUCAAAGUUAGAUAAGCUCACAGUUUUGAAGUUAUCUGUGAGCUUUUUCCAAACUCAAAAUUAUCUCCAGUCUGGUAAGUGUCACUGAGCUGUUAACAGUUCUGGUUUGAACAUUCCUCACUGUAUUUCCUUAAAUAAGAGCCAUCCCUUGCCUCCCUCAAAUAAUUGCCCCCUUUCACCUAAAUAUUUAAAAUAAGCUCCUCCCUUGAAUAAUUGCCCCCACCCAUUUACCAUCUUCUCUUUCUUUUCCCUGUCAAGUUAAAAAUUGACAAAACAAGUUUUCAUUUAAUUGUUUACAACUGAUUGAAUAGCUACAAAAGCACAGGAACCAAAUUUGGAACACUUGAAUUAGCCCAUGCUCAUUUUAUUUGAUGUGAUUAUUUUUUAUUUAAUGGAAUAAUUAAUCAAAAUAUUUAGGGCACGACUUUCAUUGGGCAAUAUUUAAAGUAAUUGCCUCCCUCGAAUAUUUGCCCCCUUUUGGUGAAAAAAAAAACAAAUCAUCAUCAUCAUCCCCAAUUAUUAUUCAAAGAAAUACGGUACUAUUGUCAGGGCAUCUGACAGGAUGCGGUGAUGCGGAUCUGCAUCUCCCACUAUUCGGAUCAUUUUCCGUAUAAAAUUGAAAACAUAGGCACUUGAGAAGUGCAUGUGACUACUGCUGAAGAGCGAAAUGAAAAUGGUAGAAUGUUGUUACAUAUGCCAUGUCUUAAUAUGUGGAUAUUUGUACAGCCCCAUACAUUAAUUUAUUAUGCAUCGUUCAGCACAGUUGAAUGCUUUAAAAUGCAUUGCAGCGUUUCUCAGUGAUUGGUAAUGCAUUUACAAUGUGAAUGUGUGCAACUUUGUCAAACGAGGAAGAAUGAUUUUCCAACGUUGUUCAAUGCCCUUUUUUUGUGUGACAAUAGAAAUGAUCAUCACUCCAACGUGUUGUUUUUACAAUGCACUGAGCACCUCCCCUUUCUCUGCAAAACAUAAAUUAGACAUCAACUUUCUUCAUCGAUCAAACGAGCACCUAGUUCGGAUGGCCCGAAAUCAACAGCAUGGUUGUUUCAGUAUUUGUUAACAUUAUAAAUAAAGCCGUUAAAGGCAAUGUUGGAAAAAAAAUAUACUUUGAACAAAAAAAAAAAGCAGCCUUGUAUUGGAUUAUAUAUUUUCACGGUUCAAUACUAUAAAUAGUAAAAUAAAUGUCUGGCAGAAAACCGACACGCUAUUCAGUUUUUUCUGGUUCGGUUGAAGAAGAUUUUCCUAAGACUUUUUAUCUUUCGUGACACUGCGUGUGUAAAGACUCACAAUACCUAAGAGAUGACUGACAUGAACAUCAGAACCUUAAUCGCGCCUGGAAGUUGAUAAAUUGUAAUAACAGAAACAACAUUAAAAUAUAAUGUUUAAAGAACAAAAACUCGGAAAAUAUUUUGUUUCCUUUCCUUCUGUGUUGCGAAUUUCUUGUCAUUUGCCUAGUUGCUUUUAAAAUAUGAACUUCCUUGGUGAAGCCUGAUCCUAUGAACUACUUCGUUGCCUAGCACGUGACUGAAAGUCUACUACAAAAUUUCAUUACACAAUAUUUUCACAGGAGUUGAUUUGGAGGAGAGAAAUCUGUUAUACAAAUAUUGUGGUUUUGAAGAUGAGAAGUGAAGAUACGCUUCUUCAGCAAUGAUGUAUUUCACUGUGUUUUAAUUCAGUUACACAUCAACAUUUUUUUUUAAACUUGAAUAUGCGUAACUUGUCUCACAAGCUAUCAAAACAGAGCAUGAGUUUCGUUUGUCGUCGAUGAUUAUCGACUAAUCUGACGAUGACUAUGAUUAUCAUCAUCGCAACGAAUGAUUCAGAAAAUUGGUUAUCUUUGUAUGCUGAUUGGCUCCGAAGUAUAUUCUAUUGUUACUUAGUUACUUUCAGAAAACCUUUUUGAUAGCAAUAGUGACUCCUGUGCAUGUGCAGUCGUCACAAGAAUUGCCCAUCACAAGCGAUAAUUAUUGAGGACAUUGCCUGCUUAUGUUGACUGUUUUCGUGUGAAAACUGGAACGCCCUUUCUUGUUUUCCUUGCUUACAUGUAUAUAAAGCAUCACUUGUCGUUUAUAUCAUGGAUAAGUACGUCAUAAAAGGAAAGAAUAUUUAGAAGGAUCCUCAUUUGACUGUUAACAUCACUACGAAGAUAAGAGUGAGCCAUGACCUGGAUACCAUGCAUUUUAAGGAAAUUGCAAUCUGCACAAAACAUUGUACCAUAUGAAAGAACAACUUUAACCGUUUGCUGUUUUAAAAACUCUUCAUGCUGUUGUUUAACAUAUUACAGCUAGUUAAGCCUGUAUUGAAGUAUUUCAAUUGAUAUUCAUGAGUGUGAGCGUCAACCAGUAUUGUAUAAAACAAGUAUCAAGAAUUGAAUUGAGAUGUUCUGAAAAAAAGUGUGUUCUUGUGGAGACGGUGGCUGUUUGUGAAAUAAAAAUGGUUUCAGAGGAGACAAUUAACGUUCUACCGCUGUCUAGUGUUCUUUAUAAGCCACAUAAUUACAUAAAAUACCAUAUAAACAUUUUUAGAGGCCCAAUAAAUGUAACCACUUUUAUAAUAAAGAAUUAUUGUCAGUGCUACUCUUUGCAUAAUAUGGCCUUAAAUUGACACAACAUUUUCAAUUUUUUUUUCCGCAUCCUAUCAGAUGCCCUGUAUUGUUAAAGGUAAAGUCCAUCCUCAGUUUAAUCCAGAAUUUUUUCAUUUCUGAAGAAUAAUAUAAUUAGAGUCAGGAAACAAACUAAAUUCUGAAUUAAACUAGGGUAACUUAGGGAUGGACCACUAGAAAACUUAUUGGGGGAGCGGGCGAUGUACAAAAAAAAAAUAUCUGUGCAACAGAAAAUUAAAUGGAAAAAAAUUCAUGCAGUAACCCUAAAAAAAUUUGAUCAAUCGUCUAAAAAAAAAUUCAUACAAGGAAAAUGAUAAAAAAAAUUCACACGUUCGAAAAUUCCCCACCACCCAUAACUUUUCAUGUGGUCCGUCCCUUAGAACAGGUUUUCCCUACAACACUGGUGUGUAAUAAUUUUCAUACUCUUAAGCUUAAGGCUUGAGUUUUCUUAGGCUAUAUAAAGAACAUAAGAACUAAGUAUUCUUUUAUCUGCUACAGAAACUUUUAUUAAUUGAGUUAUCAAAGAAUGUUUUUGUUCCUCUUUUCAACAUUAUAAACGAAUACAUUGGCUUCAUUGAUGUUUUGAAGUCCAUAAUUCAGCUGUUCAUGUAAAAAGAUAUGUAAUAUUAUAUACUAAAGUUCAUAUAUAUCUAUUUAGUUUUCCCUGACUCAUACAGUGAUCAUAAAAUCAUUCAAUAAUUAAAUUGAGUUAUCAAUUAAUCAGUCAAGAAUACAUCAAAUCUAAAAUGUUGGAGUAAACAAUAUGUCCUUGAAAAAUAAUUAUUUACUUUCUGUAGCAACAAGGCCUCUGAAUGGAAAUUAAGAGAUGAAAAAAAUAAAACAAAACAAACAAAAAAGUAGUCUUUUCUAGAGAGCUCAAUGUAAAUACUCAUGGUUUUACAAAGUUGAAUAAUACAACAGUCUACUAGUUAGCCAAAAUGUUUGUACAUUUUGUCUUAAUGGAAAUGCAAUGAAACUUGGGCGGUUAUAUAAACACUGCUAUGAAUUUCAUAAUCCUUUUGAAGCUUGUAUUUGCUCAGAUUUGUUGAAUUUUGCAGCUGUGUCAAUUAAGAUUUAGUGGUUUCCUGGAAGCUCCUUCUGCAAAAAGCAAACAAUUUUAAUUAUAUGCAAAGAAACAUUUUCUAUCUUAGUUGCUGCCAUCUGCAUAAGUUCUUUUACUAGCCAUUUGGGAAGGGUAUGGACAGGACCUAAGUUACCAUAAUUUAGGCAAACACUGGUUUAGUUCUUCUGAGAUUUAAGCCUUAAUUUACCAGCCAUAAAAGCCUAAUACAUCUAAAGUAAACAUUCAGCAUUUGAUAAGGGAAUCUCUACUGAACAACAAAAAGAGAGCUAUGAAAAGAAAUAAAAUUAAUGCACCACUUGGAAUACUACAAAUUUUAUGUUUAGCAGGAAGGCAUGUUAUUAACUUGAUUCACCAUCAACAACCUAAGAUUUAGUAAUAACAGUCCAGACCUAGUCUUUGUAAAAGUAUAUCAAGUUAUUUUUUUGUGUUUGAAUAGGGAAGAGGAGGAAAAGACGAGUGGAUGAUACUGCUGUGGCUCAGAUGACCAAGAAACUUGCAGCCUGUCACAUCAAUGUCAGUGAUAUUUCUUUAGAGGUAAGAAAUCUACUUUUUUAUAUAUAACUAACCUUUUUGCCUUUCCUUUACUUUUUGUGUGAAAAUAAAUUCACAGAGUUUGUAAUAGCGGGAGUUCAUUUCAGUCAAAUGUUUGCAAUUUACUUUUGCGAGGGAUUUUGCUGCUGUCCUUAUUAUCGGGGUGUCCGCAAGGCGAGAGUUGACUGUAUUUGUCAUUAGAACGUAUUCUAGAAGGGUACUUUUUCUGUCAAAAAUGGGAUAUAAAAAGGUAAGGGGUUGGAACUUGGGUGGAGCCUCCCUUUAUAAAACUUCAGUGUGUACCACCCUCCCCCCAGGUCCAAGUGUAGUGGGACAGUUCAUGAUGUAUGAGAUGAGGUAGAAAAUGCUUGUAACUAGUAAGAACCACUCACUCAUCAACAUGUGUGUAGCAGAAGUCUGGGUUGUCUUGUUGAAAAAAGGCUAGUGUGUUCAGCAUUUCUCAGUCCUUCUAGAUGGAAGUCCUUGACCUCACUUGUAUAAUUAUAUCCAACUGACUCGCCUCCCAUCAGUUGGGGUUCUUAACUCCAUUAGAUUCAUUAAAUGUAUCAAUUUCAGGAUUUGCUUGAUAUGCCAUGAAUACUGCCAAGGGUAAUAAAGGAAACUUAUUUUUAACCCUGUAACAAUGGAUAAUUGAAAAGAACUUGUGGCAAAUUCUUAUUGAUUUUAAAUUUUAGCCAGAACGCAAUUUUUUUAACAUUCUUGGUACAGCUUUUCUGAGAGCUACCUGAUGUUCAAGAAAUUAGUAUUCAUGUCACGUUCAUCAUUUCAAUUUGUUGGCCUGUAUCACAAAACCAUUGAAGUGAGGAAAUGUUUCAAAACAGUUUUAAGUUGUGUAGUGUAUCAACUGGCAUUAUUCUUUGAGACAGUAUAAAUCAGCAGUUCCUAACAAAAGUGUUAAUUACCAUUUCCUGAAAAAAUUUAAGUUUAAAUGGAGUUUAAGAAAGUUGCUGAUGGUCAGUUAAUUAACACAGAGAUAGGAGAUAAUCUUUCAGCCAUGAAGUAUGUCAAGCUGUUAAGUCGAAUUGUUCUGAUAAUUAAAUUAGUGAUUAUUUGCAUAUGAAAAAGCAGGACGGAAGGGUUCCAAAAUUGAAGUUUAGAGUCAAGUAAACAUUUAUCAAGAGGGAUUUAAUUGCUGAUUCAUCCAUCCAUAGCAGAUAUUUAUUGUUGUUCUUUGUUAUACUGCUCAGGUUGCUUAGUAUCACUAGUAAUACUACUUCUAAGUUUCUGGGUGUUCACAUUUCAAGAAGGUUACCAAGGUCAAGAGCUAGAUACAAGUAGAUGACAUGUUUUAAAUACAAAUUCAUGAUAUACAGCAGUAACUAAUAAUGUCAUUUUGAAACGUUCAUUGGCAUUCUUAGGUAAUGUUCAGUGCCUGUAUGAAAGGGGAAUUGUAGUGGGUUUUUAUUGCCCUAAAUGUAUAGUGUUUACAUCUAGCUUUCAGGAGAGAUUGUAUUUCAAACCAAUAUUUGUUUGGCUUAAUUAUGUCCCAUGUUUACUGUCAGCAUACCUAAAGAUCGGAAACAACUAGUGAAAUCGUUAUGUAAAGAACUUGUUUGUUUUGGGAGUGCUUGUAGAAAUAUGUGGUAGGGUUUAAGAUGAAAGGGGCAUAAAAAUGGGUGGUACCUUUGGUUAUUUUUGGCAAACAGUUAUCUCUACAUACAAAGCUGUAUUAAUUAAUCCUAACCCUCAGGGAAUUGCUACGUGCCUGUCAAUAUUGAUUGAAUGAGUUUGUUUUUGAUUUCUCAUUUUGUUUUUAAUACCAAUAUUUCUUCAAUGAAUUCUAUACAAGUAAAAUUAAUUUAUUGAUUCUGGUAUUUAUCAUGUGUCCAGCAUUUAAUGGGGUUCUAUUUACAGUAUCAGUUCUAGUUUUGAUUUAAUAUUAUUUUUUUGUUAUUGGGACAAAUUGCAGUUUAAAUUUACUGCCCAUAUUGUAGAAGUCAGAAAUGAAGCAUUUAGAAACAAGCAAGUAUAUUUACAGCCUUCAAAAAUACAGAGAAAUAAUAAAAAUGCUACACAGCUUUUGAAAGAAAAAGAUUGUGUCAUAGAGUGAAAAAAAAAGUCUUAGUUGCGGUCAAUCAUGCAUGCUUUUCUUUUAUUUAGGGCUAGAUAAAACUAUGAUGUGGUAAAAGAUCACAUUGUCAUGGUCAUUUUAGAAAUUUUAUUUUUUUUUUAAAAAAUGUCCUCUGAGAAUUUUAGAUGAUUGAUGUGGUUUUAUGUCACUUUUUCUUUACAAUUAAGAGUUGUCAUUAACAAAUAAAUGCUUUCCUUUUGUUAUUUCUACUGGACAGUGGUGGUGAUGUAACAAAGUAAGAUAAAUGCUUUUCUUUUGCAAGCAUUUCACAAAACAAAGGAAUCUGUUGGGUUCAAACAACCUUUCACAACCCUGUGAGUAACUCAAAUUUUUUGAUUAACAGGCCUUGGAUUCCUUUUUCUUGGUGCUCUCAGAUAGUGGGGAUGUUUUCUAUACAUCAGAGAAUGUCUUUAAGUACCUGGGAUACACACAGGUAAUUGAAUUUUGUAUUUUACUGUCUUCCAUCCAAGCAUAUUUCACUGUCCAUCGAGUGGAUUAUUCUUUAAUGGUCAAAUCUAUCUAAUUGCUCCGGAAAUCAGAUAAUAUAUGUUGCUUGUAACCAAUCUGUGAGGGGCUCCAAAGGCUCUUUUGUUUUUCGACCAGUCAGACAAAAGUCCAUAUUCUCGAUCACAGGCAGAUGACGCGUAAGGUAAAUGUAUCAGGUGCCCUUUUCCCCCCACCUUCAAAUCAAAAACGGAAAAAAGACUGGCUGAUCACAGUUUAUAUUAACCCCUUAGACCCUAAGAUCAACAUUUGAAUUCUCAUCUGUUGCCCCUAUUCAUUUCCUACAAAAGUAGUGGGGAGAAGUUGAUAAAAUAUCAAGCAAAUUCAUCUUGUGUGAUCAUGUCCAUAAUUCUCAUGACCACUCUGUUUUACAAAGCAUUGAUAUUACACGGAGAAAUUUGAUGCUGAUCUUAAAUGGUUAAAAGCAGGAGUUUUGUUUUAUUAUGUUUGAAGGAUAAAAUAUUUAUUGACUUUUUUUUUUUUUGUAGACAUUUUUGAUGCACCAAAACUUUCUCAACUUUGUGCAUCAUGAAGAUGUCAGAGGAUUUGAAAGGUGUCUUCACCGAGCUUCAAAAGCAGUAAGUCACUGCAUGUCUGUCAAAACUGUUGCAUCUGAUACUGACUUUUUGUUAUAUUUAACUCAAGCCUUACGUGAUUAUGUUGGUUUCAAAUUCAACAAAUUAGUUAUUUGCCUAUGUUAAGUGAACAUGUGAACUGAAAAAAAUUAAUAGUAAGUGAGUAAGUCUCAAGAAGAUUACUCAACUGAUUGUUAUUUGAAAAAUAAUAGUGAAAUCUCCCUCACCCGCUUUUUUAGAGGAUUUUAGAGUUGGAAGAUGGCAAUGGUUUGGACUGUGAACAAUUUGAAGGUAUCUGCUGUUUUCAAUAAUAAUUAUUCACUGAUAUCAAUACUGUUGUUUUUAUUAAAUAAUUCCUUCUUUAAAUAUGCAUCUUGUGCUUUAAUGUUCUGCAGUUCUGAGGAAUAGAAAUAACACAAAUGAAAUCAGUAUUUGUAUAGACCCAUAUUCAUCGUGGAUGCUUCGCUUGCCAGGGAGAAUUUCUCACUUUAUGAAAAUUCUGAAAAGUUUGCAUGAUUGCCAAGACCAUUUAUAUCAGCUUGUGUUGUUGUGUCGAGUGGCUGAAAAUAUUUCUUUGGAACCUUGUGUGGGCGUAAAUUUAUUCAUGGCUUCUGAUAGGUUGCGGAAGAAAAAGUCAAAUUUCGCAGGAUUUUUGGGGACAAAUUCACGGAAAAAUUAGCCAAUUUCGCGGUAAUUUCGGGGGAGUUUUCGGGGCAAACCUCACCAAAAAGCAAUUGGUCAAAAACGGCCGAUUUUGAGGUUAUUUUCAAGGCAAAAUUUGCUAGAAAUCAAUCGGUUUUGCGCUGAUCAGACCAUCGUUUUAAAUGUUUUUCUAACAGGGCAUUUGCUCUUUCAACAACAAUACGCUCCAGAAAUGAACCAAUGGCAAAGCCUUUAACAUCAUGGCUAGUGCCCAGUUUUUUGCAAAAUAAUCUACACCUGGUAGUUUCAGGUUGUUGUUAGCACGUUUCAGUGAUGAAGUUCUAAGAUAAAUUUGCAAGUUUACGGCAAGUAAAUAGCCCCAAUAGCUGAAAUAAGUUUCAAAUAUCUUGUACAGACAUGUAUUUGGUAAGAUUUCUACCGAAUUUCGCGGUAUUUUUCGUGUUUUUGUGAAUUUCGUAGGAUUUCACGGAUUUACCUGAAUUUCGCGGCUCCGCGACCGCGUGAAAUAUCAGAAGCCCUGUUUAUUAUAUUAUUGUUGGUAGUCAGGGUUCUCUUUUUAAAAGCCAGCAACCUGCUAAAAACUGGCUACUUUGGGGUCUGAACCAUCUACUUUUUAGGGAAAAUGGGUAUAAAGUGAGUGAGUGAAAACCUCAAAUUGCCUUCAACACUCGAUUGCCAAGCUGCCCACUUUUACAUCCUACCUGUCUACUUUAAAACUUAAUGAGAGCCCUGGGAAGUGCAUAUUUACCACGUAGCACGUAUGAUAGUGCUCCCCCAGGCAAGACAGAGACUCCUUCCACAAUCGUUUCAGGAGUCUAAGCAUUAAGUUUCCUUAAGAUAGCAAUAGAGUACUGACUUUAUUCUCUGUUAUGCAGAGCAACCAAUUCCCCAGGUUUGCUUUGCCAGUAUCAGGUGCCAUGCUGGAAGACAGUCCAGUCAUGUCAGUCCCUUCUACUACAGGGUAGGUUUUGUUACUUUAAUUAUUUCAGUAUCCAUUCAUGUUGGCUUAGGUUGUCUGGUGUGCACAAGUAUCCACCUCUCAGAUUGUUUCAGUGGAAAGCUGUCAGUGGUCUACUAGCAGCAAUUAAGGCAUUUGUGUGUCUGCGAGUUGAAGGAGAGAGGAAAUACCUGCAGUUGUUUUUUGAAAAUUAUUUGAACCAGUUGAAUUGGAUUACUGAAAGGGUCUUUCUUUUGUUGUGGCAAAGACAUAGUAGAAACAACAAAUUCCAAACUCAGAGCAAAAAAGUUUAGUAACAAUUCGGAUAAAAAAUUAGUUAAAUUGGAUUUACACAGGCAAUUGCAAUUUUCCAGAAAUUACUCAUUUCCCCUAUGUUUACUUCUUGUGCUUUUUUCCUUAUUUCCCUUCUUUGCUUUGUUUUUUUUAUUCAUCACUCUUUGGCACAUGUAUGCAUGCUUGUAUCGGUGGACUGGUAGCCACACCCCUGGCCUCAAUUGUUUAAAAGGUGAAUAACACUAUGCACCAGUUAAAUCCUUAUUCAGUGGAUGGGGCAAUUGGUUUUCCUAAUACUUAUCUGCUGGAUAGUGAUGUAUGCAGCAGAUUGUUCUAUCCAUGGUUUGAACAACCAGGGCCUAAUGUGUCUAUGAUGAUGACGCUGACUGUGUCACUCAAUGUUAUUGUUGCUUUGCAGUCAUUUAAAUUUGAUGGAAAGCUCAAACCAUUGUUAAGUGGCAAAAUGAAACAGUAUGGUUUCUUUGCACUCUGCACUGCUGUCAACCCCGCCAACCCAUUUACCAGCACUCCUAAGGAACUAUUACAGGUGUACAGCUGCAAGCUUGGUAUGGACCUGAGACUCAAAAAGCUAGACAACAGGUAACCUCCAGCCACUAACUCUCUAAGCCUCUAAUAGCACAUGAAAGGAAAGUUGAGGAAAUCUUCCCUGCAUUGAAGGGUUCAUGCAGAGGUUAAAUGCUUACUUUCGAAAGCCUGAAACUCUAGUACUUUUGAAGUGUUUUAAACUACUUACAAAACAAUGUGUGAGUAACAAGUUUAUAUAUAUAUUAGUAAUAUAAUGAAUUAAAGUGCUCAAUAAAAGUGCUAUUAAAGUGCUCAAUAGGUAAACUAGAGCGAUGUGUAGAUUUGCAGAGUUGGAUUAUUUGGUCGAAGACAUUUAUUGCUACUCAGAGUUUCAUGCUCCUUGUGGAGCAAUCAUCAGGCAACUGCUAAAAAUAACGGAUACAUAUGAAGAUAUUUAAAAUUUGAAAAUACAGAACAAUGCGUAGUGGCGUGACAUGCAGAAAUAUGAUUGGUUGCUAAGCGAAUACGUUCUUCAAGAGGAAUUUCUUAGAAUGUCUACAAUUAGAUAUCAGUUCACUUCUGUUAAUGACACCACCGAUGACAGCAAUUGUAACUGCCGGAACUCAAGCACGCGCCCCAUGGACGGUAAAUGCAACGAUCAAAACAUGAUCUACCAAGCCGAAGUCACGACACCAUCUUCAAGAGAGACAUACAUUGGUCUUUGCGAUACAACCUUUAAGUUGAGAUACAGAAACCACGUGUGCUCAUUUAAGAACGACUGGUAUAAGCAUGCAACUGAAUUAAGUAAAUAUAUUUGGAGUCUUAAAGAUAAAGGUAUUCCGUACAACAUCAAAUGGCGAAAGGUAAAACAGGCCCGAUCAUAUUCUAGUAUAAGCAAGAGAUGUAACUUGUGUUUAUGGGAAAAAUAUUUUUUUAUCUGUAAACCCGAAAUGUCAACCCUGAACAACAGAAGCGAACUGAUAUCUAAUUGUAGACAUUCUAAGAAAUUCCUCUUGAAGAACGUAUUUGCUUAGCAACCAAUCAUAUUUCUGCAUGUCACGCCACUACGCAUUGUUCUGUAUUUUCAAAUUUUGUAUAUCUUCAUAUGUAUCCGUUAUUUUUAGCAGUUGCCUGAUGAUUGCUCCACAAGGAGCAUGAAACUCUGAGUAGCAAUAAAUGAAACAAAUAACCCAACUCUGCAAAUCUAUAUAUAUAAAUGUUCUUUUUUCAAUUAACCAACCAAAUAAUCCCAGCCCCUAGAUGAAAAAUCCGCAACCCAGCCAUGAGCCCCCAUUAUAUAUCAAAUAUAUAUAUAUGAAUCCACAGACCACUUACUUUUUUCUCGAUGAACAAAAAGCCAUGUUCAUGGGAUUGACCGCUGGAAUUGCAUUUGUCCAUACUGAUGACUAAGCAUGUGGAUACUUAACUUGUGGACAAUGCACUGAACUUAGUAUUCAUGAAUAAUUUAACCAAAUUAAAAACGUUCAUGAAUUGCAUUUGUCCAUACUGAUGACAUACACAGUGCAUUGAACUUAGUAUUCAUGAAUAAUUAGGGCUAGGAGACAAAGGAAAUUGAGGAUCAACCUAGGUCCAAAAAAAUUUACCUUGAAUUUAAUUUUGACUUGUAACAAAGAUAUGAAUUUCAUGUAACAGAAUUGCAGAAUGAAGAAAUAAAUGCAAAGAAGACCAUUGUAGUUAAAUGCACAACUUAUGCAGAUGCAAAACGAAAGCCUGUAAAAAUCCAAGUUUGUCGAGAUUCGAAACCCAGACUUCUGUGAUACUGCAGGUCAUGCACAUUUGUUACGGAAAUAUAAUGUACUAGUUCUCAUCAAUCAAGGCACAGACAUUUCUUUGAGCCUUUUCUAAAUGUUGUUUACUCCUUUGUGUUACCAGAGGGCAGAAGUGUUUGUACAUGAAUGAGAAGGACAACUUGAGUCGCACAGGCUAUUUUUUCGUGCAUCCUGAUGAUGUGCAAUGUAUGAUACUUGGCCAUCAACGAGGUAAAUACACUACUUGGUGACUGGUCACCUCACCACCAGUCAAAGGUGACUCAUUACCAACCAAAUCCCCACCAACAAAACAACUCUGAAAUAACUUACUAAGUUAAAGCUGAUAAAAAGUAAAUCGAGUUGACUUCUUGGUGGUGAAGUGACAGUAAAUCCUGGCACUCUUUUUUUUUUCAUUUUUUAUUAGAAUUGUCUUGUAAGACUAUUGACGCAGAAAUUUGCAUGUUUUCAAGAAUGUUUUGAGAACACCCUGUUAGGUGUGUAAUGUCAUACACUUUAUCUGAGGCCAUUGACGAGAAUAUUUUCAGCGUAAAAUCGGAAGCCUGGGCUGGAAAACUAAUAUUGUUAUAAAUUUGUUUCAGCCGCUUUUUCAUGGCACAUUUCCAACAUGCCUUAUCCCUUUAAGCCCCGAUAUCCACUUACAAAUUCUCCAAACUGAUCUCCAUACAUUUCCUUAAAGAAUGAGUUGAGGGAAUUUGAUAAAAGAUCAAAGAUUUUUCUCUUUAAGAUCAUUUUAUCAAUUCUCGUAGACUUCGCUCUUGACAAUCUAUGGUUAUCGUUAGGAGACAAUUGAUUUUGGACACUACUGGGACAUAAAGGGUUAUCUUGAGUAAUCUGCCCUUUCGACACUAUCAAAAACUUCUGUCUUUUGAAAUUUCUUGUAAACACUUAGCCUAGGUAAGAUCAUCUACAACAGUUUAGUAUGGUCUGUGAUUUUGUAGCACUAACCUCCUAGUACGCAUGGCUGGUACUCUUUAACAUUUCUGAAUCCCAUUGCUCAGACUGAUUACUGCAGUUCAUUACUCUGUUCUGUAAAACAACGUCCACUCUACAUCCAGCCUUAAGGGUGAGAAGUACACCACUGCACCUUGCAGCCCUACUACAAACAUUCCAUUCGACCUCGUUUUGCCUAGGAAGUUUGCAAUUUGUUUGUCAUUGUGAUUUAACUACUUAUAACCUAAGAGAGAAUGAAUGCCAGCUUGUUAUACCACAACCCUGCACUGGGUCUUAUCAAAGAAGCCUUUGUUAUAGCAUAGGUGUGCUGUGUCAGCUUGCCCUCGGAGGUCAGACAAUUGACAAUCAUUAAUGAAUUUAAGGCAACCUUAAUUUCGAUAGUGAUAUUUCUUAAUAGUUCAAAAGCAAUAUUUUCUUUUACACACGGCUUGAGGCUUCCUUAUGAAGCAGGUUUUUUUCUUUAUCAUCUUCAUAAACCCUGCUUUACGGACACCCACUUGAUACAGACACCUCAUUAUUACGAGGCCCUGCCAGGGGGGGGGGGGGUCUCAAGUCGCCCGUCUGAAUUUUAAAACAUCUCGUGUCAGCGUUUAUAAAUGCUUGUCGCUUAUUGUCAGCUUUGCCGUGACUGUCACAAUUUGGUGGAGGGAGGUUGUCUCUUGUCGCAAUUUCCCCUUUUUGCGCUGUCGCUACUUUUUGGGCCAUGUCGCUUGUCGGAAUUUACCCUGGCAGUGCCUCUAUUAUGGCCAGUUUGCUUUGUCCCUGGGAAAAGAAAGCUCUCACAUUUUCUCUAAAUUUAACCCGUUUAAUAUGGACACUUUCUGUGGCCCUCUAUCUGUUCAUAUUAACAGGGUUUGACUGUAUUUUAGUUUUUAUCAAAGUUUUUAGUUAAGUGUGCUAGGUAGAUUUUCAUACUUAUAUUAGAAUGUAACUGUACCUGAAGGAAUUAAUGCAUUUAAAUAAAGUUACCUUAUCUUACUUUGCAUUUUGCCACUAUUCUAUGAAACUUUAAUCAGUCAUAUUUUACCUUCUUUGUGCCUUUUUUUUCUUCUAACCAGUUACUGCUGAGGGGCAUUGUGACACAGUAUUUCGACUCAUGAAUGGCCGUGGUGUGUGGCAGUGGGUCAGAGGAAAGGCUAGAAUCGUGUAUGACAAAAACGAGAAGCCUGAAUUCCUUGCUACUGAUAAUGUCCUGUUAAAGUAAGUUGAGUUUGUUUACUUGGAGGUGCUACUUUUCCUGCCAGCUAUAUCGGUGUUGUCAUUGUUAAUUCAACUUUUGCCCAUGAUAUUUGAUAAUCCCUUGUUGAGUUCCUCCACCCUGACUGACUAAUCAGUGACAGUGGUUUGCCAAUCAUCGAAACAAAAUUGUGUUGUCUUUUCAAUGGUCUCACAAUUAACAAAGAAAGAGAAUUUGAAUUUGAUCGCCCAAAAGCACAGAAAAAAUUCUGAACUCAGUGGUCCACAGUCAAAAAACGUCAAAACUUUGUAUUACAUGCACUGUGACUUGCACAAAGAUGAAUAAAAAUGAAUUCUCAUAAAGAGGUUUUUCCAUUAUAAUCAUAACUAUAACAAAAUUCUCACAUCUGAUUGGCUAUCAACUGUCCUGAUUUCAGCACUAAUAGGACACUGAGUGUAAUAGGGCAGUACGCAUCAUGCCUAAGUAAUACAGCUAUUUCGAGAAAGGUUGUCGGAAACAAUGUGCACGCGACAAUCCCGAAAGGUAAUAUGGGAUAUGAUUGAUAUACUGUUCCUGACGACUGUAGCUGUCAAACCUACUUUUGUUGCUUUCCUUUACGCUCGCAAACACAUUUUCAUGGCCUUUUGUGCCAAUUCUUUCAAAUUUCUCUGAAGAACAGUGAACUCAAAACCACCCACAAUGCCUUUCAGACAACCUUUCUCGAAACAGCUGUAUACACCAGCACACAUGCACCUGAAUGGGUUCUUCUUUUUUCACUGCUAGCAGAAACUCUUGGAAUAUUUUUUAUCAUUUUUUAAUUAGCUUAAUUCAUGACAAAUUUUGUUAUAGUUAUGAUUAAUUGGUAAAAGAACUUCGUGUCAUCUAAUUUGGUCUUUAACCAUCCUCGUGAUUAAACAAACCAGACUCCAGCUACGGGUCAUCCGAUUUUGUUAAUCAUAAGUAUGAUUGCACCGAGUUGGACUCCACUCAGUCCUAUUACCAUUAUUAAUUGAUGAUGGAUUGGAUGGGUCCAUCCUAUUAUUUCCGAUGAUCGAUUAUGAAAUCUCAGCUGUUUCCCAACCCUCGUGACAGCAAUGAUCAUCACAAAGCAAGUCGAUCAAUCACUACCAAUCUUUUGUGGAGGCGUGGGUUGGAGGGGAGGGAGGUGGUGGGAGACUCUCGUGUUUGUGCUGCUGUAAAGGGCAUUGUUUUCUAAGCUGUAUAGUCUUGGAUAGGGUAUGGAAAUCAAAGGUGACUGGUCUAGGUCCCUUACCCAGGGUGCAAAGAAUGUCAGUUUUACAGCCUGCCAUUUGGGCAAGCUGUAGCUACAUGUAGCAUGUACUAGCCCACAAGUCAUUUCAACUAGCCCCAAAACCUUUUUUGAUUAGCAGGAUUGAUCACAAUCCAAUUUGAAUUUCCCCAAAGAACAGCACUUGCCCGUCGGGCAAGUUAAGGAAAAAAAUCACUAGCCCGAUAGCAAAAUCCACUAACCCCGGGCUAUUGGACACGACUUUCUUUGCACGCUGCUUACCUAUCUCUCUGACUGUUGCUUUUCAACAACAGCCACUUACUACUCUUGCUCCAAAAAUGGCCGUUUUGGAAAGGCUGGGCUGUAGUUAAUUGUAUUCGAUGCAAUGGAAUUUUUAAAUGCACUGACAGACCAUUAAUUUUUUAUUUAUUUUUCAGUGAUGAGCAAGGCCCCUUCUUUCAAUCAGUUGUACUUGAAAUCUUGCGUGAAUGGCAAUCUAAUCAAAAGGGCUUACCAUCACCAAAGAGCGAUGAGGAGAAAUCCAGCCCGACUAGCAGUCCAGAUUCUGCACGUCCGCCGUCGUUAGCCACAAACGAUGGUACCAGUAUCACUACCCAAGGUUUGUUGCCUAGGAAAAGGAUUGACUCCCUGGGGUGGGGUACUCCCCCAAUGGACUAUAAAGGCAAUAGAAAUCGUUUUCCGUGUUUGCAUAGCCUGAUAAAAAACACGUCUCGGGUUUGUAUAACUGUCGAGAAUUCUCCCAACCCGUCUAGUGUUUUUAUCAGGCUAUGCAAAUACAGGGAAGAUGUUUUCUAUUGCUUUGGUAAAUCAACUUUCCCAAGAAAAAACGCAAAACUCUUUGUCAUGGCACUGAUUAAAAGAGAAAUUCUUACCAGUCGCGAAGUCUUGUACACAAAGUCUUGCUCGCGUAAUCAGUUCUUGUUUUGCGAGAAAGAUGCUUUCCAAAAUACGGAUUUUUCUUUGGAUCUGACUUGAUGAUUUCCGCAGAGGUUACCGAAGCGUGAGCCACUGUCCACAACAGUCCAAUUAAAGCCAAACAGUACACUCAGCCAGAAUGAUUUAGCAUGCCAGUAAGCUGUCGGGGACAGCGGUGGGGAACAAAACGAACCCCGGGCCCCUUCAGCCGACAGCUUGUUCGCGCGCUAGGACGAUCAUAUUUCACCUUCUUAUAGGAUUUUUCUUUCUUUCCAAUCAUUUUUGAGUGAAGGGGUCGGCUUUGCACAGGCUUCACCUGAGUUCAAACCAUUUGUAAUGUUUCAUCUAAACUGUCACAAAAUGUUUCUGCAGGCUUUGCUGGCUCUUCUGAGGAUGUGGCGUUGCAAGAGUCGAAAGACAUCGAGAUUAUUGAAUACGGCAGUCCACCCGUGUCCACAGCAGAGAAGAAAGAACUCUUGCCGCCGUCACUUGUUCACACACCAGGUACAUCAGAGUCGUGUAUGUUUAGCUCAGCGAAUCAGUCCAGAUCACCGGUGGAGGAGAAACCCAACAUUUUAUCUCGUGAAGGAAUGGUGUUCAACUCAAAACCAGAGCGCAGGAAUGGGAGUACACCUCAUGUCCACACAAAAUCAAAGCACAGUGCACACGAUCAAAUCAAUCUUAUCAAACAAUUCUUAAUGGGCGUGAAUAGUCAGCCUCCUGCAAGGGCUUGUCACUUGGAAACCAUUACUCGGGUAGACGGUGGUGUGAUUCCAGAUAGCCCGCCCCCGCCCGCAUGGAGUGAUUAUCCUGGAGACCCCUCAUCGGUCCUUGCUGAGUUAAACUUCCAACAAAAUGAUGGUUUGUCGGCUCCAUAUCCGCCCUUUCCACCGCAGAACGGAGUAAAUUCGUCUCUUUUCACCAAUGGAUAUGAUCACACACCCGGGAGGUUACCAGUCCAGCCAAAUGGCCUUUCGUGUGGCGGCGGCACUCAGCAGAUGGACUCAACCAAUCUCAUAUACCCUUCUAUACCGAAUAUCAGAGACCCAACUGUCAACCCGUCCAUGUCAAACCCUUCUGUGAAUGGGGUAGACGAACUAGAUGCUUUUAAUCUUCAUGUAGACGCAGGUAUCGGAGACCUUCAUGAUAUACUACAAGACGGACCAGGCAACCUUUCACACUACUUGCAGCAAGAAGGCACUGUGUUUCAUUCUUUAAAGCAACGACUAAAUCACGGCCAAAACGGGUUACAUCAUCCCCAAAAUGAAGUUCUCUUCCCUCCCGUCAACCAGCCAUUUCCCGCAAGUUACCCUGCCUGUGAUUUUUUGUCCAAUUCGAGUGCCACAGGAACACCAAACCAAGACCCCAAACUGUGGUUUGGAGCAUCCGGUACUGUCCCCCUCAACCACGGCCCGCCGCAAGUUCCUCAGGUCCCAGAGGCUUUCAAUGUGGAUGAUUUAACUCCAAGCUUGUUUGUGGAUCCCAACGUUCCAUUUGCAAAUCAGGGAAACGUACCUGUGUGUCAACCAUCUCAAUCCAUGUAUUCCUCCGAUGUCAGUCGUACUAACGGCGUGCAUAUGAGUCCGCGUAUGGCGCAAAAAUUCCAAACACCUCAAAACGUGCAACAGAGACAAAGUGAUAGUAGAAAUCAGAGUUUUAAUCCUGGUGGCAACAACAGCAUUCUGAAAAUGAUGUUGACAAUGUGAUUAGUAAGUCUGUGCAAAUAGGUGAGACAAGACAAUAGUUUCUCGUUAAUGUUUGCAUGUCUUGAUUACCAUAAUAGCUUGGAGGAUCCCAUGGUGUGGUGCAACUACACCAGUCCUUUACUUGUCUUAGACUGAGAUGGCUAUAUUGUAGUAGAAGAUGACUGACGGUGUUUGGUGUCAAAUGUUCUGCCCUUUUCGUCAUUUGUCAGUACAACAAACGUAGUAAGGCUUGGUUGGAAAGAGUUAACAUCCAGACGUUUCACUUGCCAGUGUUCUGUUGGCGAAUUCAGUGAGCUCGGAGGAAGGAUUGCCAAGCAGUCACUUCAGCUGUCCAUCAGCAUUGAACCCUCAGUAGUUGUGGGUUCACAGCCUCAAGUUCGUCAGAUCCACAUCUCGCCUUGUAGAGGUGCUGGAAUGGAGGUGGAGUUUGCUGAGAUGAUGUCUCUUGCAAGGUUAUAUGGUUAAAAAACUUAGUUUGAAGUACAGUGUGGUCUCAAGCCUCAUUCACAACAAAACAAAACAUUUUACUUAAACCAGGAUUCGCGUAAGCGUUGACUUGUGCUUUCAUUAGUAAUAGUGCUUGAGCUUCGGUGUGAAUAAGGCAUAAAUAUUAUAAAAAAUAGUGUAUACAGAUAAGACAGAUGUGAAAAUAUGGACAGAGUUUUUUAGUGGACAACAUAUAAUUAUACCGUGCUUAAGUCAUCCUUCACUGUUUGUAAAGGUUAGUUAGCUUGGAGAAACUUUAGCAAUAUAGGUGGGGAAUUCUUCAACCUGUUUCCAGGGUCUUCUCUUCCUCACUCGAGGAAGGAAGAAAGAGGGCCCUGGGAACAAAGUCAUGAUGUUUAAAACCGAAACAAGCAACGGUAACUCGUUUUUAUGUUCUUGGUCGUCCGUAAUCCUUUUCUCCUCAAAGGUGCCACAAAUCUAAAAUCAAGGAAAAGUCUUAAUUUCACUUCAUAAAAUUGCACCAUUCAAAUGGCACCACGUGAGAGUGUGCUGAGGAGGGAUUCAUGUGAGUAGUCAUACCAUAGAGUUUUGUCUUCUAGUUCAUCCGUGGGUUUCAACCAUGUUUUUUGUCUCCGUAAUCUGAUGACUUUGGGGUAGAAAGGGUUAUGGCAGUUUUUGUCGUUUGCAUUAUUAAUGUUUCUGAAAACUAAAUCAAAGUAUCUUUCUGCAUACGUGUCUUUUAGAGAAGAAUAUCUAUUGGAUUCUCGUGAAGAGAGAAGGAAAUAUUAUCUGCAUGAUGCGAAUUUCUCAAGACGCUAGAAAAAGACGUUUUAAGUUUAGUUGUAGCUGAAAUGGUGCUGAUCGUGCCUCAAAUGUAAUCUAUCGUGUUCUUGAGUAGAUCUUGAUUAUAAAUGCUUAUUGUAACUAAUAUAUCCCAUAUUAUAAUAAUUAUGUACAUAAAGUGGCUAAUAAAUUUUACAAGCAUCA
This is a messenger RNA of Porites lobata, 23268 nucleotides long. The record is from the annotation of a GenBank genome assembly. Lineage: Eukaryota; Metazoa; Cnidaria; Anthozoa; Scleractinia; Poritidae.